Molecule: messenger RNA, 372 nt
Organism: Symbiodinium pilosum
Lineage: Eukaryota; Dinophyceae; Suessiales; Symbiodiniaceae
Source: the annotation of a GenBank genome assembly
AUGGCAACAUGUGAUCUCCACACGGAUCGGUGGUUGACGGCCCAGGCGGUUUGGGAGCUGGUGGCCUGGCAGGAGGUGAGCGAUGAAAAGGUCGAGUCGGCAGUGGCAUUGCUUCGCGAUUGGCUGGUGCAGGGUGCACAGGGCGACCGCCGGGAUGGAGUUGCUGUCGAGUUGCUUGGAGCGCUGCCACUGCUCCGGCUUUCCGCUCCACAGGAGCUGCUGGCGCCACCGGUUCCUGCGCAUGCCCUGGCCAUCCUGAACCUGCAAAAGAUUCAGAAAGUUCAGGAGCGGAUGGCGGAGCUGGAGGCCGAGAACCGUCAGUUGCGCAUGGAGCUUCGUCGCGUUCGAAGCGGUCAAGACACAAGCGGCUGA